This is a messenger RNA of Carlito syrichta (Philippine tarsier), 1434 nucleotides long. Its product is annotated as carbohydrate sulfotransferase 1-like. The record is from RefSeq and is a predicted model, not a curated record. Gene Ontology annotation, biological process: keratan sulfate proteoglycan metabolic process; N-acetylglucosamine metabolic process. Lineage: Eukaryota; Metazoa; Chordata; Mammalia; Primates; Tarsiidae. Bases 260 to 604 code for a protein of 114 amino acids. The transcript has a single exon. Gene Ontology annotation, molecular function: keratan sulfotransferase activity; N-acetylglucosamine 6-O-sulfotransferase activity.
CGAGGUGAGCGACCUGCGCGCGCUCGUGGAGGACCCCCGGCUGAACCUCAAGGUCAUCCAGCUGGUCCGGGACCCGCGCGGCAUCCUGGCGUCGCGCAGCGAGACCUUCCGCGACACCUACCGGCUGUGGCGCCUGUGGUACGGCACCGGGCGCAAGCCCUACAACCUGGACGUCACGCAGCUGACCACCGUGUGCGAGGACUUCGCCAACUCCGUGUCCACCGGCCUCACGCGGCCCGCCUGGCUCAAGGGCAAGUACAUGCUGGUGCGCUACGAGGACCUGGCCCGCAACCCCAUGAAGAAGACCGAGGAGAUCUACGGGUUCCUGGGCAUCCCCCUGGACGGCCACGUGGCCCGCUGGAUCCAGAACACCGCGCGCGGCGCCCCCCCCCUGGGCAAGCACAAGUACGGCACCGUGCGGAACUCGGCCGCCACGGCCGAGAAGUGGCGCUUCCGCCUCUCCUACGACAUGGUGGCCUUUGCGCAGAACGCCUGCCAGCAGGUGCUGGCUCAGCUCGGGUACAAGAUGGCCACCUCGGAGGAGGAGCUGAAGAACCCCUCGGUCAGCCUGGUGGAGGAGCGGGACUUUCGCCCUUUCUCCUGACGCCGGCCCGGGCGGGGGCGGGGGCGAGCACACGACGCCGGGUUCGGUGAAAGCGGACCGGACCGUUUUAACUGUUGCCUUAUUCCCCCUCCCUCUCCCGCCCGUCUCAGCGUCCUUCCCGCCCCCCCACUCCCUCUGGCCUCUUUUGGUCUCUGGAAUUUGCACUAUGUCUUGGACGGGAAUCCCCGGGGGCAGAGGGCUCCUGUAGUGGGGGCCGGCCCCGCCCCGCCCCACUCAGACACACGGAUGUGGGGUCUCCACGUGGACGGUGACAAUGUUUACAAGCACCACACCUACACCUUCACACACGCACAGGGCCCGGGGCCCCGUGAGGAGAGGCGCCCCAGGCUGUCGGGAUGGAUGAGUGGUCUGGCUGUGUGGUCGGGGCAUGGUAGUUUUUGCACUGUCUUAUACAAGGUAAGAGGAGGAGAGCAAAAGGACCGCUUCUCUAGUUUCUGGGAGUGGUGUCCUUCCCUUCUGCAUCCCUGCUUCCUGCCCUUGAAGUCCCCUUCCUCCCGUAGAGCAGAGAAACGGCUCCCUCCCGCCCACCCCUGCCUGGCGUGAGCAGGUUUUUACUGUGAGGUGAACGUGGGCCUUGUUUACUUUUUCCAGUCUGUGGCGAUGCUGUCUGUCUGUCUGAGUCUUGUGGCCGCCCCUGGACCGGUGAUGACUGAGGAUUCUUAUGAAUUUCUGAUUGAUCUUGGGGUCCGUCUGUGAUAUUUCUUUGUGCCAAAAAGAAAAAAAAAAAAAAAGAGUGGAUCAGUUUGCUAAAUGAACGUUGAAAUGCUUUAUCUGUGUUUUCUGUAAAUAAAAGAGUGCAAUGAUCUCUG